This is a messenger RNA of Caenorhabditis briggsae, 870 nucleotides long. The coding region runs from base 1 to 870 and encodes 289 amino acids. The record is from RefSeq and is a predicted model, not a curated record. NCBI's taxonomy places the organism in Eukaryota, Metazoa, Nematoda, Chromadorea, Rhabditida, Rhabditidae. The transcript has 7 exons.
AUGGAACAACAACAAAUGACUCUACUUUCAAUUGAAACUGUUCUCAAGUUUACUCCAAUUGAAAAACUUUGGCAGAUGAGAAUAGAGAAUCCAGUUUUAAAAGAAAUUUCAGAUAAAGUUCCAUAUGAUGAGAUGAGAAAAUGGAUAAUUGACGCAAUCAUCAUAACAGACGACAGAAUAGCUAGCAGAAGAGCAGAAGAUUUUUUCGCAGAGCUGAAGUUUAUUCAAAUCAAGGGAAGUAGACAAACUAGAUGGCUUUCACCUAAAUUUCUUCAACUGGCUACAUCUUCUGAAAUUCUGAAAGAUUCUGUUCUUCCUGUUGCAAAAACGUUUUGUAAAGAAAUCCUAUCUAUUGAUAUAUCGGAAAUGAAUGAGGAGUUUCUGAAAUCUGUUUUCCAGUUGUUUCCAUUUUGUCUAGAAUUAGGAGCAGUGAGCAUGCACAUUAAAAAUUUGAAGGAAAAUUCAUUGCUAGAAUGUGUGAAGUGGCUGAAGAAGAUUGAUAUUAAAAGUGGAAUCUGUAUGAGUUUGAGUUCGAGCGCUGAAAUCACUCCGAGAUUUAUUGAGGAUUUCUUCACAAUUGCUUCUCAAGAUAAAACCGCAAUUAUGUUCAGACAAUUGGACGAUUCCGAAACCUCUACUAAUAAACGGGCAGCGAUUCUUCGAUUCUUCUCGCUUCCCGAUUGGACAGUUCCUGCUCGUUAUUUGACAAUUGAACAAAUGGACAAAGAGACAACUGAAUUAAUAUUUGGCGAAUUAGAACAUCUAUACCCAAAUGGAGGCGUUUUCUACGAGAAUGGCGCGAAAGCGUUUCAUAUCAGCGGACCAACACCGACGAGUAUAGCACAAUUGGAAAUUCGCAAAAUGGUUUGA